Molecule: messenger RNA, 900 nt
Organism: Nymphaea colorata (pocket water lily)
Lineage: Eukaryota; Viridiplantae; Streptophyta; Magnoliopsida; Nymphaeales; Nymphaeaceae
Product: auxin-responsive protein IAA1
Exons: 5
Coding region: 72-722 (216 amino acids)
Biological process (GO): regulation of DNA-templated transcription
Cellular component (GO): nucleus
Molecular function (GO): protein binding
Source: RefSeq, a predicted model, not a curated record
AGUCUUCCCCUCCCGUUCCCCUGAUUCUAUUGUCCUGCACCAGAACUCCAUUGACAGAGAGAGAGAGAGAGAUGGUGAUCUUAGAGGCAGAGAAGAGAGGGAAGAUGCCGGCGGAGGGAGACGACGAGUCCGCCACCGUGACGGAGCUCACCCUCGGCCUACCCGGCGGCAGAAGGUCCGGGGCAGCCGAGCCGGAGGUAGCCGCGGGAAAGUCUGCACAGAAGCGCGGGUUUGCCGAGACCGUGGAUCUCAAUCUCGGGAGAGGAGGCGCCGAUGAGGAAGUCCAGAGCUCCGGGAAAGCCGCAGCCGGGAAGCCGGCGGCUUCCAAGGCUCAGGUGGUGGGGUGGCCGCCGGUGAGAUCAUACAGAGUGAACGCAUUGAAGAGCUGCACUUACGUGAAGGUCGCCGUAGACGGCGCGCCAUAUCUACGGAAGGUAGACUUGGAGACGUAUGACAGCUACCAGCAGCUGCUCAAGGCCCUAGAGGAGAUGUUCAGCUGUUUCACCAUAUGCAACUACUUAGGCGAGAGCAAACUCAUGGAUCGAAUGAAUGGCUCGGAAUAUGUUCCCACUUAUGAAGAUAAAGACGGCGACUGGAUGCUUGUUGGAGACGUUCCUUGGAAGAUGUUUGUGGAAUCAUGCAAGCGUAUGCGACUGAUGAAGAGCUCUGAGGCCGUUGGACUAGCUCCACGAACCCCAGAGAAGUGCACGAGCUCGAACUGAGGAAGGGAGCGGGUGGCCUUCAUGAGCACUUUGUAUAGAGACCCUGGGUGUUCUCCUAUAAGAUUUUGAGAGAGAUAGAUAAGAAUAAUAUAUAUAUGUGUGUGUUAUUGUAAUUAUAGUGGUUGGAAGGUUAAGAUGGAAGCUUGUUUUGGUAUUUCAUAAUAUAUAUCCAUAGAUA